GUUGAAUUUUAUGGUUUCAACGCGUUUAAAAAAUUACAAAAAUAGGUGUUUUUGUUAAUUUUAUGCUACGUAUUUGGACUGAAAUGCUGUAUUGAUUUGUACAUUGGCAACAUGAGCAACUACCGCGGCAUGGGAGGCGGCGGCUUUCCGUACAAGAAGCAGGCUGGCAACAAUAUGAGCGCAGUGCCUCCGCCACCAGCGCUAACAGGCGCUCGUGGUGGCAGCGCGGUCAGUUUUAGCGUUCGGGGCAGAGGCAGCGUAGGUGUAGCUGGCGCUGGCGCAUCAAGCAGCGGAACUUCUAAGCAUGGUUACUCAACGCUGGAGUCUAUCAGUCAGUAUACGAGUUCUACCAACUAUGUGGGCAAGCGCAAAUUGCAUAUGGACGAUGACUAUUUUGACGAGGAUGAUGAUACGCCACAGAAGGAGCCGCUGGAACAGGCUUAUAUACCAGCGCCGGGUUCGCCUGGAGCACCAGCUACGAAGGCCGAUGACGAUUCGGAUGAUGAUCCGCUGGAACAGUUCAUGGCUGGCAUCAAUCAACAGGUGGAGAAAGAGAAGGUGAUUAAUACACAGCAAAAGGCCACCAUUGCGCCCGUGGAUAAAAAGGGCGUGCGUGGCGACAUUGAUGAUGAGGACGACGAGGAAAGUUACUAUCGCUACAUGGAGGAGAAUCCCAAUGCGGGUCUACGCGACGAGGGCUCCGAUAUCGAAAUUGACUACGAUGAGGACGGCAAUCCUAUUGCGCCGCCCAAAAAGAAGGAAAUUGAUCCACUACCGCCCAUUUAUCACUCUGAAAUAGAGUACGCGCCUUUCGAGCGUAACUUCUACACGCCACAUGAGGACAUAGCACAACUUGGCGAGGAGCAGGUGCGCGAGCUACGCAAUAAAUUGGGCAUCAGGGUAACCGGUGCGUCGCCACCCAAGCCGGUGACAUCCUUUGGGCACUUUAACUUCGAUGACCGAUUAUUAAAAGCCGUGCGCAAAGCGGAGUAUACACAGCCUACUCCUAUUCAAGCACAGGCAGUGCCCGUUGCGCUAAGCGGACGUGACAUCAUUGGCAUUGCCAAAACGGGCUCCGGCAAGACGGCAGCGUUCAUUUGGCCACUGCUGGUGCACUUGAUGGAUCAGCGCGAACUGGCCCCGGGCGAUGGGCCCAUUGGACUGAUACUGGCGCCGACACGUGAGCUCUCGCUGCAAAUCUACGCCGAAGCCAAAAAGUUCGGCAAGGUGUACAAUAUCAAUGUGGUCUGUUGCUACGGUGGCGGCUCCAAGUGGGAGCAGAGCAAGGCGCUUGAGACGGGCUGUGAAAUAAUUGUGGCCACACCAGGUCGCAUGAUUGACAUGGUCAAAAUGAAGGCUACCAAUCUGAAAAGAGUAACAUUUCUGGUGCUGGACGAGGCGGAUCGCAUGUUCCACAUGGGCUUCGAGCCACAGGUGCGCUCCAUCUGCAAUCAUGUGCGCCCAGAUCGACAGACGCUGCUGUUCUCGGCCACGUUCAAGAAGCGCAUCGAGCGCCUGGCACGUGACAUUCUCACAGAUCCUGUGCGCAUAGUCCAGGGCGAUCUCAACGAGGCCAAUUCGGAUAUUACGCAGCAUGUGUUUGUGUUUCCCAAUCCGCUGCAAAAAUGGAACUGGCUGUUGUGUCACUUGGUUAAGUUCCUCUCCGAGGGCGCUGUGUUGGUGUUUGUAACCAAGAAAGCGGAUGCAGAAGUCGUAGCGAAUAAUCUUAUGGUACAGGAGCACAACUGUCUGCUGCUGCACGGUGACAUGGAUCAGGCGGAUCGUAACAAGGUCAUCACACAGUUCAAGCGCAAGGAAUGCGACGUACUGGUGGCCACCGAUGUGGCUGCUCGUGGUCUGGACAUACCCCACAUACGCAAUGUGGUCAACUAUGACAUAGCGCGAGACAUCGACACGCACACACAUCGAAUCGGACGCACUGGACGAGCUGGAGAGAAGGGCAAUGCCUAUACGCUGGUAACGGAGAAGGACAAGGAGUUUGCUGGGCAUCUGGUGCGCAAUUUGGAGGGCGCUGAUCAGGAUGUGCCCGCCGAUCUCAUGGAGCUGGCCAUGAAGAGCAGCUGGUUUCGCAGUUCGCGUUUCAAGCAGGGCAAGGGCAAGAGGCCUGUCAAUAAUUUCAUGGGCUUGGGCUAUCGUGAGCGUGGAAGCGGUGGUGGCGCUGGAAGGGAUGGUGGCAAUGGCAGUAGCAGCGGCGGUAGUAGCGGUGGAUCUGCUGUUGGCUCGAAGAUGAAGCUGCUUGCAUCUGAGUCAAGUAAAUCGACAACUAACGCUGGACCCGCCUCGGAUCGUUACUCGGCCAUGCGUCAAGCUUUCCGCUCGCAGUACUGUUCGCAGUUCCGGGCCUCUAGUGAUCGCACUUGGGAGCAAACAGUGCCUGAGACGGGAGUCUUUACGGCGCCGACGCCACCUGCGCCAUCUUCAGGCGGCGGACACUCGAACCCGUUCUCUUCUUCUCCUUCCCCCUCCUCCUCGUCGUCGUCUGCCUCAGCUGAGGCAAAGCGUGCCAAGAAGAGUCGUUGGAAUUAAGAGCUUGUUUUUUGUUUUAUUUUCAUAUUAUUUAAUGUGUAUUUGCUUUUCUUUCAUCAUUUUCAUUUUUUU
Messenger RNA from Drosophila busckii, 2619 nucleotides. Its product is annotated as ATP-dependent RNA helicase DDX42. The transcript is spliced from 2 exons. The record is from RefSeq and is a predicted model, not a curated record. Gene Ontology annotation, molecular function: nucleic acid binding; ATP binding; RNA helicase activity. The coding region runs from base 112 to 2547 and encodes 811 amino acids. NCBI's taxonomy places the organism in Eukaryota, Metazoa, Arthropoda, Insecta, Diptera, Drosophilidae.